This is a messenger RNA of Haliotis rubra (blacklip abalone), 2902 nucleotides long. Its product is annotated as tetraspanin-13-like. The record is from RefSeq and is a predicted model, not a curated record. Bases 68 to 763 code for a protein of 231 amino acids. Gene Ontology annotation, cellular component: membrane. NCBI's taxonomy places the organism in Eukaryota, Metazoa, Mollusca, Gastropoda, Lepetellida, Haliotidae. The transcript has 7 exons.
UGUUGUGAGCGAGAACUUCGAUCAAUCGUGUGUACGCGUGCAUAAAUUUCGCAGUAAGACUGAGAAUAUGGUGUGUGGCGGAUUUACGUGCUCGAAAAAUGCACUAGCGGCAUUAAAUGUUCUUUAUAUACUUAUCUCCUUCAUCCUAAUUGGUGUAGCUGCCUAUGGGCGUGUAGCUGCCAUAGUUACAAGCCUCACUUUGGUGGGUAGCUUGAUAACAUGUGGGGUUGUGCUGUUCUUCAUAUCGCUGAUUGGUCUCAUCGGAGCUGUCAAACAUCACCAAGUUAUGCUGUUUUUUUACAUGAUCAUUCUGUUUGUGCUGUUUUUGAUCCAGUUUGCCCUAGCCUGUGCUUGUCUUGCUGUAAACACAGAGCAGAAGGAGAACAUAGCAAAACAGGGCUGGAUGAUGGCCAGUGACAGUACACGGGAAGAUGUACAAAGAAAUUUCAACUGCUGUGGUUAUACAAAUCAACAACUGAAUUCCACGGAUCGCCUAGGUUUCCCAUCUUGCAAGACUAGCGCAUGCUGUAGCAGUCCAGAACAUUCUGAAGCCUUCUGUUGCACAGGGAAGUCAAGUAACUCCAGCACCACUUGUCCCUGUGACUCCUGUUUUGACAAGCUUCAGGAUAAAAUAUACUCUGCCUUCACUAUGACUGGAGGAGUGGGCUUGUUUUUCAGCUUUACAGAGAUUCUUGGCGUAUGGAUCACAGUGCGAUAUCGCAAUCAGAAAGAUCCUCGAGCUAACCCUAGCGCCUUUCUGUAACCUAGUUUUAGAGGCUAGACUGAUUUAAAUGAUUAUUGGUGUGUGGCUUGCUAUGAGAUACCGCAAUCAGAAGGACCCCAGAGCCAAUCCCAGCGCAUUUCUUUAACAGCAACAAUCAUUAACUAGUUACAUAUAUGUACAUAGUCGUGUAUUCUUCAUAUCUGUACAAUUUAGAGACUUGAGCUGACCUUGAUAUUGAUCAAAGAUUGUUGUAUACAACGAUGCAGUGGUCAGAGUCCAAAUGGCUGUUAGACCAUGACAAAAAUCUCUAUGAAAUGACCUUGUCUCCAUUUUCCAGUUAAGUUCAAGGUCAAGAAAUUGUUCAAUAGGAUAUGACUCUUCCAAUGCUGUUAUGUUAAUAGACAAAUUUCCUGUUCAAACUUUAUCCUGUACAGUGUACUGUAUUGUAUAUCUUCCAUUGUUUAGAAAAAAUAUCUGUAGCUGAUGCAUUUGAAUGUGGUAUAAAGGGUGACUCAAUCCUUGGAGGAGGUUAUCCUGGAUUUCUGAGUUGAUGCAUUUGAAUGUGGUAUAAAAGGUGACUCAACGAUUGGAGGUAAACUGGAUUUCUGAGUUGAUGCAUUUGAAUGUGGUACAAAGGGUAACUCAUUGCAGGGGAAUAAUCUGGAUUUCCGAGCACAAGCUGGACCAGGAUUGAUUGUCAUCAGUAAAAUGUGUUCACUUCUUUAUUAAUGUCUAUAAUGGCAAUGUAGAUAGGUAAGAUCUGAACAUUUGUAGCCGUAGUUAUGUCUCUAUUAUUAUUUAUAUGAUUUAAUAAAUCUCCACUUUAGCCUAAACAAUUAAUAGUGUGUAUUUGUCGAAAACCUUAGAGACUAAACAUUUAUUUGGCUAUCCCAAACGAAGUCUCUAUUAGUAUGAAUGUUCAGAUUCCUUUCCCAAUUCUUUGGUGUACAAUGUACAUUCCCAGUGUGCAGAGAUGGAUCUGUCAGCAAAUCACCGAGUUUCUUUGUAUGUGGUCGUGCAUUCCUGUAUCAUUACAUUAAGCCAGGGGGUAGCCUAGUGGUUCAAGUGUUUGCUUGGAAGGCCUGAUCUUGAUUGGUGAGAAGCCCAUAUCUGUGUAUCUUUUGUUUAGCCAUACAAAUUAUUUGUGAAUAAUUUAUAAGUGAAAUUAUUUAUAUUUCUGCCAGUAUCCAUAUAUCUGUAUUCUAUAAAUAUGUUUGUUUUCAUAUUUGACAAAUGAUCAUUCAUGUACUGUGUCACCAUGGUAAUUCUCAUGGGAAUGGAAAUCAGUUUGACUUUCUUGGUUUGUUUUGGGGUCUUUUGCUUUACAUGUGACUAUAGUGCUGUUUUCUAUGAACAUAAAUAAUUCAUGCUUUGUAUAUUUAUGUUACUAUUUCUUUUGUUGUGCUUCAGACUGUUUUAUAUAGAAACUGUAAGUUAUUUACCAUAAGUAUUAUAUACUGUCCAUAAUAAUGCUAUUUGAUACCAUCUAUUGAUAUGUUAAGUAUUGGUAUAUUAGUAACAGGACAUAAUGACGUGACGUGCUUAACAUCGUAACACAUCCUGGCAGCAGUGACAUGUUGAUGUUUGUGGUGUUAUAGAUGUAAGCAGUGUAUCACUGUAUAUAUGAUAACAUCACCAAUACUGUGUUUCGGCAAAAUUGUAGGUAGUGUGUUAACAUAAUACUGAAAGAAUUAUCUCUUUACAAGAAAGAAAUAGCAAAGUUUUAUGUUGGUAAGAACUCAUAUAUAUUCAUUGAUCUGAAAUCAGGAGGUACACUUAUCUGUUAUUUCUUAUUAUCUUUAUUUUGUUUGUGAAAUAUCUCUUGUGACAGUACUUUCAGGGAUUUUGUGUUAUUUUGUAGCGUCUCUAUUUAUAGGUUUUGUUUAGUUGUGCUUCCAGAAAAUAUUUGGGGGUUUUAAGUAGAGAAUAUAGGUUCGCACAAGGUAGACAACUCUUGUGUAUAUUUAUUGAAAUAACGCCUGUAUUGAGGCUACCGAUUUCCUGGUUGGUCCAAUUUAUCAGGUCUGUUUUCAGAUUACUGAGUGUGUUGUAAGUGACAUGUUUCUGAAUUAUCUUUGAUGAAUGUGUUAAACAUAUUCUAUAGUUCUCCUACCCUCCAGACAGAAAAGAAAGAAAAGGCCUGUCAUGAUCAUUUAAAGCUUCUAUCUUAUUGUGACG